AUGGUCCAUCCUCUCUACACAUCGUUUCUGGCGCCGCUCGCCGGCUACGCUCUGUACAGGAUUGUGAAGGGGCUAUACGUGGAGUUCACGUCACCAUUGCGAACCCUGCCAGGACCACCGUCUGCCCACUGGCUCUACGGGAACACCCGAGAGUUGGUAGAAGAUCAAUUUUCUGGGCUGCUAGAACGAUGGGCCGAACAGUACGGUCCGACCAUUCGGAUUCAUGAGGUAUUGGGGACUUGUCGACUUGUUACUACGGACUUGAAGGCCAUACACCAUAUUUUAAACAACACCCAUAUCUAUCAGAAAUCGACAACGACGAGAGAAACAUUGUCGCUCAUUGUUGGUCCAGGUCUUCUAGUGGUUGAAAACGAAGAACACAGGCGCCAGCGCAAGAUAAUGAAUCCAGCGUUUGGUAUACCACAAAUUCGUGCUCUUCAUGACAUCUUCAUCCAAAAAUCGGUCGAGCUUCGUGAUAUCUGGAUGAAGCAAGCUACCCGACAUGGCGACAUUGUGCAAGUGGAUGCGCUGUCGUGGCUUAGUAAGGCAUCCCUCGAUAUAAUUGGACUUGCAGGAUUCAACUACGACAUUCAUGCGCUCGAGUUUGAUGACAACUCGAACUCAGACCCGCUCAUCAAUGCGUUCAAUCGUCUAUGUUCGCUUCAGGCCGGAAUAAGCGUUGCGCGGUUUAUUCGGCAUCAGUUCCCAAUUCUACGGUAUUUGCCGACCCAUAACAAUCGAGUUGCCAAAGCAGCACAGGCUCAAAUGAUGGCUGUGGGACGCGAAAUCCUUGUUGAGAGCAAGCGCGCCAUCUUAGAGGGCACUGAGUACGAUAGUGGUCGCGGUCGCGAUCUUCUCUCGCUGCUUGUCCGUGCAAACACUUCAAAAGACAUCGCGAUCACUCAACAACUUUCUGAUGAGGAUACUCUCGCUCAGGUGCCUACGUUCUUGGUCGCCGGUCAUGAAACAACAAGCACUGCUCUGACUUGGGCGCUAUUCGCUUUGACACAAAAUGUUGCUGUUCAAACACGGCUGCGCGAAGAACUGCUUGCGAUAUCGACUGAUCAGCCUUCCCUGGAUAUAUUGGAUGACUUGCCUUAUUUAGACAACGUCGUUCGUGAAACGCUGCGACUGUAUGCGCCAGUUUCCGACUUUAAUCGCAUUGCUUUACAAGAUGACAUCAUCCCUCUUGACACAUCUUUCACCGAUUCCAAAGGGGUCGUCCGCGAUUCCUUGAUGAUACAAAAGGGGCAGCUCAUUUUCGUGCCCAUCAUUUCUGUCAACAAGAAUCCAAAAAUAUGGGGCGCAAACGCCUCCGAAUUCCGGCCCGAGCGCUGGGAACACAAUACGGACAACAACAUUCCCGGAAUAUAUAGCCAUCUGCUCACCUUCAUUGGUGGUCCCCGAAAUUGUAUUGGAUUCCGGUUUGCUAUUGCUGAAAUCAAAGCGGUCCUGUUUGUGUUGAUUCGCGCGUUCGAGUUCCAGCUCGCAGUUUCGCCAGACCAGGUGGGUCAGCAAGAUACUGGUAUUGUUGUUCGCCCUCUGCUCCGAAGCUCCCCAGAGGCUGGGAGUCAGUUGCCUGUACUACUCAAGCCUGUGGUUGGAGCCUAA
Messenger RNA from Mycena indigotica, 1611 nucleotides. RefSeq lists its product as uncharacterized. NCBI's taxonomy places the organism in Eukaryota, Fungi, Basidiomycota, Agaricomycetes, Agaricales, Mycenaceae. Gene Ontology annotation, molecular function: iron ion binding; monooxygenase activity; oxidoreductase activity, acting on paired donors, with incorporation or reduction of molecular oxygen. The record is from RefSeq and is a predicted model, not a curated record. The transcript has 15 exons. Bases 1 to 1611 code for a protein of 536 amino acids.